AGUCAAAUUAAUUGGCGAUGGGGAUACGUCAGUAAGGUAAUAAAAUGCCAAAUUCAAAAGUAUUCAAAUCAGUUUACAUUCAAUUCUUGUUUAUCACGGAUCAACCGGAACAUCGUAAACGAAACAGCGCAAGAGCGUGAAAAGUAAAAAUAGAAAGGCAUAGAUUGAAGUGAUGUCGCGCACAAACGAUAAUAAAGUUGCAAUUUUAUUGGCAUGCCUUUUCGGCAUAACCAUGACCGUCAUUACAGCCGUCGAUGAAGGUGAUUGUUUGUAUCAGGAUGAAUUGUGGGGCACUGUUGAUGGCACCAAAUUUUAUUUCUGCGAUAAAGACACCAAUACAUCAAUUAUACAAGACUGUCCCGAUGAAACUUUCUUCGUACGUAACGAGACGCUCACUGGUUGUAUACCAGUCGCUUUGAUGGAUCCCAAUUGUAUAUAUAAUAUUGAAGUGGGCAACUGUACCGGCAUCAACGUCCAACAGCCACAGGCCAGUUCGGAUCCAACUAAGUUCUAUCUCUGCACCAGUGAAGGUGCCACUCCAUUAUUGUUACCAUGCGCGGAUGGCAAAGCUUUCGUUAAGCAGAACGGUUAUUUGGGUUGCUUCGAUUGGACCGAGUGGCGUGCGUUGCGCAAUUGUUAUACGCUGACUAAUCAAAUUUGAGCUGGCCAAGCUGCGAAAUCAAAUGAAAUAUAUAUAUUUACCAUAGUUAAGAAAUAUCCUUUUUUAAAGUGAAAAUAUACAGGUAUACUCCGCACUGUAAAUACUUGCAUAUAUUUAUUUGUAACAAUUUGGUUUAUAUGCGCCCUGCGUGUACAUACAUUCGUAAAAUAACAGUACCAUAUAAAUAUCCUUUUUUUAUUUUAUACCUCGAAUCAUGUAUUCAUAGUAUUUUCCAUUAGUAUUUUCCAGCAAUAAACAGUUAUCCUCGAAUUGUUUUAUUUUUCGGA
This is a messenger RNA of Bactrocera oleae (olive fruit fly), 948 nucleotides long. RefSeq lists its product as uncharacterized. NCBI's taxonomy places the organism in Eukaryota, Metazoa, Arthropoda, Insecta, Diptera, Tephritidae. The record is from RefSeq and is a predicted model, not a curated record.